Racocetra persica is the source of this 280-nucleotide messenger RNA. NCBI's taxonomy places the organism in Eukaryota, Fungi, Glomeromycota, Glomeromycetes, Diversisporales, Gigasporaceae. The record is from the annotation of a GenBank genome assembly.
UAAUCAUGCUGCCCCCAGUGAUCGUGCUGCCCCCAGUGACCCCAGUAUCAAUGUUUUUAUUUUUUCUGUACCAGUCGUUGAGAAAGGUCUAUAUUCUAUUGCUAUAGUUGUGGAUACUCUAUUGUGCUUAGUAGCCGCUUUUGGUUUGUUUGCUAUUUUCGUUGUGAUUUAUUUUGCAAUGGUCAUUAAUGCUUAUGCAGAAAAUCGUAAGGCUAAAGAAGAUGGUAAUUACAUUCCAUCUGAUGUUAUUGAAACGCCUGGAUCCAACCUUUAUAGUUAA